AUCGAGGGGAAACAAAAAAAAAAGCAGAGCAUGUGUGAGUACGACGGUGUUUUAAAUUUGAAGAGUUCUAGGGAAACGUAAUUGGCUAACGAGGGAAAAAAAGGGCUCUCUCUCUCGACAUUCAAUUGAUUCAAAUCCCCAAUUCUAGCCCUAAUUUAGCGAGAUGAGUCUCCAGUUCUCUCCGUCGAACUAUGGGCGAAUCUAAGAUCGAACCCAGGAAGAAAUUUUUCUCCGGACUGCCCAUUCCCUGUUAAUGGCGAUCGUUGUUCUGUUCGUCGUAAUAUCGAAUCAGCUCUUUUUCGAAUGGGCUUUUAUGGGUGUAACGAAGUCCUCAUGUAUGGUGAAGAACUUGAGUACGACGACAGAGCCCAGUUUUGGAAGGCCGCAAUCUCGUACUACACACCAGAAAGGGGUGACAAUUCGGCUGAUUUGAUGAGCAUCAAAUUUUUGGGUAAUUGCGAAACAAAACCCAGAAAAAGCGUAUCAUACCCACUCGUCUUCUGGAACUUGGAGGAUUGCCCAUUCCUUCCUUGUGCCAAGCCUGAUAUGAUCUAUCACCGAUUCCACAAAGCUUUUGCUCAAAGGGGUUUUACAGGGGCCUCGACACUGUCUACUUGGCACGCCAACAAACCAGAAGGCCCUGAAUGGCCAGGAUUCCUGAUAGAUGAAGCAUUCUCUUUUGAGUUUGAUGACGCAAAACCCACAUUCUCAGAAACCAAAAGGCGUGAAGCGGAUGCGGCCGAAGACACACCUUGUCCCAAAAAGCCAAAGCAAACACCUGAGGGAUUAGGUGAUCUAGCUACCCUCUGUUCGUAG
This is a messenger RNA of Thlaspi arvense, 816 nucleotides long. NCBI's taxonomy places the organism in Eukaryota, Viridiplantae, Streptophyta, Magnoliopsida, Brassicales, Brassicaceae. The record is from the annotation of a GenBank genome assembly.